This is a messenger RNA of Galeopterus variegatus (Sunda flying lemur), 2753 nucleotides long. RefSeq names its product zinc finger protein 883-like. Gene Ontology annotation, biological process: regulation of DNA-templated transcription. NCBI's taxonomy places the organism in Eukaryota, Metazoa, Chordata, Mammalia, Dermoptera, Cynocephalidae. The record is from RefSeq and is a predicted model, not a curated record.
UUUGCAAGGGACUAUUCAGAGGGCGACGGCGGCCGCCGGGCGCUGGUGAUAAAAUAGGAGAUCCAGCCUCAUCUCCAAAGGUCAGAGAUAGUUGGGUUCCUGAGAGGGAGUGGCGGAGGCGAACCUCCCGAGAGCCACAAACUAGAGAAGAGUCGCCCCCAUCCGGGAGCAGGGACUGGUGGGAAGGAGGCCUGGGUCACUAAGGAUACAGAACCAGUGCUAAUACAGAGAACAGAACCUGCGUGAUGUCACAGCGGCCGGAGCACGGCAAGGUGGAGGCGACAAAGUUGCCUGAAGUGAGUGCCACCAUCUCAAGACUGUGCCCUUCCUCUGGAGAAGAGAGCAGAAGAGGAGAGAAUGGCUGCUAGGCCUAUGAUGGCAGGUUCAGGUUAUCAAAGACAUUGGAAGAGGUGGCUAUGGACGUAACCUGGGAGAAGUGGGAGCAACUGGACCCUGCUCAGAAGUACAUGUUGGAAAAAUAUAGGAACCUGGUUUUGCUAGAUGAGAAGAUUAGAUGUGGGGCUAAGAAGUCAACAGUAGAGCAGCAGGACAUUUCCAAAGAAGGUUCAUCUCAAGGAAUAAAGACAGAAGAAUUUACAAAGAGAAAGUCUGUGUUGGAAGAAACCUGGAAAUCUAAAGGCCAGUUUAAAAAUCAGCCGCUAAACCAGGAGAAAUAUAUGGGUCAAGAAAUAGUCACCUGCAUGAAAAUUUCUGCCAGAGAAAGAAAUAUAGAAUCUAAUGAAUUUGGGAAAGGUUUCAGUAUAAGACCAAUACUUGUUAUAAAGCAGAGUGAUUCCAUAGAGGAGAGAUGUCAUAAAUAUGGUACGUGUGGAAAGAUGUUCAAACAAAAUUCAGAUUUAAUUAUAAAGAGAAAAUGUGAUGGAAAGAAACCUUGUAAAUGUAGUGAAUGUGGGAAGACCUUCAGAGACCAUGCUAUUCUUGUUCAGCAUCAAAGAACUCUUAGUGGAGAGUGACCCUAUAAAUGUGAUGAAUGUGGAAAAGGUUUUAACCAGAGUUUCCACUUAACAAACCAUCAGAAGACUCAUACAGGAGAAAAGCCCUACAAAUGCAACGAAUGUGGGAAGGCCCUCAGUUAUUGCUCAGUUCUUAUCCAACAUCAGAGAAUUCAUAGUGGGGAGCGACCUUAUGAGUGUACUGCAUGUGGCAAGACCUUCAGUCAUAGUACAUACCUUACACAGCAUCAAAGAAUACACACUGGUGAGAAACCCUAUAAAUGUCUUGAAUGUGGAAAGGCUUUUAGUCAGAGCACACAUCUUACUCUGCAUCAGAGAAUCCAUACUGGAGAGAAACGUUAUGAAUGCAAUGAAUGUGGUAAGUUCUUUAGUCAAAGUGCACAUCUUACUCAACAUCAAAGAAUUCAUACAGGAGAAAAACCUUAUGAAUGUAAUGAAUGUGGGAAAGCCUUCAGUGAUCACUCAGCUCUUAUUCGACAUCAUAUCAUUCAUACUGGGGAGAAACCCUACGAAUGUAAUGACUGUGGUAAAGCUUUCAGUUAUUGUUCAGACCUCAUUCAACAUCAGAGAACGCAUACUGGAGAGAAGCCAUACAAAUGCAAUGAAUGUGGGAAUGCCUUUAGUGAUUGUUCAGCCCUUAUUCAACAUCAAAGAAUUCACACCGGAGAAAAGCGCUAUGAGUGUAAUGAAUGUGGGAGAGCCUUUGGUAACUAUUCAGCUCUUAUUCGACAUCAAAGAAUUCAUACUGGAGAAAAACCUUAUGAAUGUAAGGAAUGUGGAAAAGCCUUCAACAGAAGCACAUACCUUACUCAACAUCAGAGAAGUCAUACAGGAGAGAAACCAUAUAAAUGUAAUGAAUAUGAGAAAACUUUCAGCCAGAGUUCAUUCCUUAUGCAACAUAUAAGGAUUCAUACUGGAGAAAAGCCCUACAAAUGCAAUGAAUGUGGGAAAACUUUAAGUGUCCAAUCAGGGCGUAUUCAGCAUCAGAGAACUCACACUGGAGAGAAACCGUAUGAAUGUAAUGACUGUGGGAAAGCUUUUAGUUUCUGUUCAGCCCUUAUUCAACAUAAAAGAAUCCAUACUGGAGAGAAGCCCUAUAAAUGCAAUGAUUGUAGAAAAGCCUUUAGUGAUCGGUCAGGACUUGUUCAGCAUCCUAAUCAUACUGGAGAGAAACCUUAUAAAUGUAAUGUAUGUGGAAAAGUCUUCAGUCAGAGUACAAACCUCACAAAUCAUCAGAAAACUCAUACUAAUGAAAAAUCCUAUAAAUGUAAUGAAUGUGGAAAAGCCUUUAGUUACUACUCAGGCCUCAUCCAACAUCAGAUUACUCAUACUGGGGAGAAGCCUUAUGAAUGCAGUAAAUGUGGCAAAGCCUUCAGCCGAAGGAUGGACCUUAAAAAACAUCAGAAAACUCAUACUGAAGAGGAACCUUACAAAUGUAAUGAAUGUGGGAAAGCCUUUGGCCAGAGCACCUAUCUUACAAAACACCAGAAAAUUCACAGUGGAGAGAAAUCCAAUAUACAUACUGAGUAUAGGAAAACCUUUAAACAAAAUUCUUCUAUUCAACAUGAGAAAACUCACACUGGAGACAAAUCUUCUGACUGCCUUGAGAGUUUGAUUAGUGUGGAGUUCCUUCCCAGGGAAAUGAAAGGAGGAUCAUGAAAACUGUCAACUACCUAGAAUAGCCAUAUGGUUUAAUGGAAAGAGCAUGUUUCUGGGUUUUAGAAGUCCUGGAUUUUAAUCUCAGCUCGAUUACUAACUAGGUCUUUUACUUUGGGGUAA